Messenger RNA from Pangasianodon hypophthalmus (striped catfish), 2108 nucleotides. RefSeq names its product ribonuclease P protein subunit p25-like protein. The transcript has a single exon. Gene Ontology annotation, cellular component: ribonuclease MRP complex. NCBI's taxonomy places the organism in Eukaryota, Metazoa, Chordata, Actinopteri, Siluriformes, Pangasiidae. Gene Ontology annotation, biological process: tRNA 5'-leader removal. Gene Ontology annotation, molecular function: RNA binding. The coding region runs from base 846 to 1535 and encodes 229 amino acids. The record is from RefSeq and is a predicted model, not a curated record.
CUCCCCCAGUCGCAUUUAUGUACCAGUGCUGCUCCUCUCUGCAUCUUUGAAAGGGACUGGAGUGCUGACUUUGUCACUUGAAAAACCUUAAGAGAAUGCGGUGCAUGUCCCAACCAAUCCUGAACCUGCCAGCAGACUAAGGAAGAAAGCGAUCUUUCAAUCUGAGAUGCUGCUUCAUGGUUUUUAGACAAGGAGAAAAGAAGACAAGAGAGCAAGGAAGAGGAGCAGAGGGCACUACAAAAUAGUAAAGUUACAUCUUGACCAAAAUUUUACUGAAGAUUAAAUGAGAGUUAUUUGCCUAAAUGAUGGCUAAUAUCCUGUAAUCAGCCUUCAGUUUUGAAGAAAGAAGAACCACACAAGAGGAGUGGUUCUAAAGUUCAUCAGAAGAUCACAUCAUGAAAUUUGUUUUUGUUAGCAAAUCUUCAGGACUCUAAAGAAGAGGUAAUAUCUUUCAGUUUGCAGAUGGAGGACAUUUGCAGCACUGCGUUAAGAUCUUGCAAAUCAAUUCUGCCUGAAAUUGCUGUUUGAUUUGUCCUUGUUUGUUAGAAUUCUUUGACAAGCAGUUUUGGGUGGUCUUAUUAGCACCUAACUGAUUGGGUGAUGUUUACAGCCAUUAAUGUUUUUCAGUGUAAUCACUACUGCUCAUGAUAAACUAAGUAAAACUUGAUUGUUCUUCUUUGGAGAGAGAAUUUUUUUUUACAAAUAGAGAAAUCAAUGAGCUAGUUGGAAUCUGAAAUGCAGGAAUGAUUGCAGCAUGCACAUGCUCCAGGCGUUUAUGGCUGGAAUCGUUGCAGAGACUCAUCUUGACUGGUUAAAGCUCCUGAGGAUACAGAAGAAGUGUGCUUAUGGAUCUGAGCACCGCGCAUGAUGAGCAUCUAUCCUUCCCGGGUGAGACAACUACUGCUCACCACACCUCUGCACCUCCUGCCCUGCCCUCCCACAGCCCAGUCCUGAAGCAGGGUCUUGCGGCUGGCUUUAAGAGAGUGUGUCGGACAGAGGAGGAUAGCCCGUGCCCGUUUCCAGGGCUGCUCCCAGGCGUGUUGGAGAUGCGAGUGAAAGAAGGAAGCAAGAUCCGCAACCUGAUGGGCUUCGCAAUGGCACGGAUGCAGUGCGAAGAAGGAAACAGCAAACAGGUCGGCCUGAGGCAGGUGGUGUUCACCGGUUCGGGCCGAGCAGUCACCAAAACCAUCACCUGUGUCGAGAUAAUGAAGAGGAAAGUGGGUGGACUCCACCAGCUGACUAAACUGCGCUAUAAAGGUGUUCGGGAGGUGUGGGAGAGUCAGGAAGGAGGCAGUGCCAAAAUGACCGUCCACAGGACUGUGCCAUCUAUCAGUAUCCUUCUCUCCAAGGACCCUUUGAACCCCCUUGAGCCAGGAUAUCAGCCCCCUGAGAUGCAGAGCACUCUCUGGGAAGAAAGACAAGAUAGUGAUGCAGUGUGUAGUGAUGCAGGAAAAAGGCAAUUUGACUACACUGUCAUACCAAGUGAAACACAGUCAAAAAGAUUCUGUCCUCAAGGUGGAAUCUCUAUAAAUUAAGCAUUCGGGCUAACGGGGAGAUCAGAACCACUUGCUGAAACUGCAAAGCUGUUGCAAAGAAAAUCUGAAGGUAGUUUGUUUGCACAUGUUAUUGUAAUAUCAUAUAUUGUGCUUUUACCUGAUCGAAAUGGUAUCUGUCGAGCCUUGAGAUGGACUGGAUGAGUUCAUCUGAUCACUUCUGUUACAGUGUAUGUCCGCUUGCAAAUCAUCAUAUAGUGCCACCACUUCUUUCUGCUCACUGCGAGUGGGCAUUUCCUUCAUGUUUCUGUGGAUUUGAUUAAUGUUAAAAGUCGUCUCUUUUAUAAUCAACUUCUGAAUACCCUUAUUUAAUUGGCACAAACUGUUUUGCAUUGAGUGCACUGUUGAACUCGUCACCACACCAUGAGUGGAUUUCACAAGGAAAAAAAUAAAAAAUAAUAAUAAUAAAGAUAAAUAAAUGAGUAGACUUAUAGGUGAGCUGUCACUAUUAUAACACUGUAAAUGCACCAACAUAACGACAGACAGAAAAUGAAUACUAUGUUAAAUGAAUAAAUGAAUAAUUUGUUGUUUCCAUGAAGACAAUAAAUUAUGAAG